CGCGCGAUGGCGCCCGGCGCGGCGUCCGGCGACGAGAUCUCCGCGAGCGCGCUCGUGCGCGUCGCGUGCGCGAGCACGGUGGCGUGCAUCGUCACCACCUACGCGUUCGCGACGUCGCAGAGCGCGAUCGCGACGAACGUGUUCCCGAUCAUCUCCGAGACGUUCACGGGGACGCCGCAGAGCGCGGUGAGCGAAUUCGCGCUGGGAUUCGCGUCGUGGGUGCUGUUCUUCAUGGUGGCGGUCGUGAAGGUAUAUUUGGAUCGAUACGCGACGAGCGAUGCGCGAUGGCGCGCGCACGGGCGAAGGAGCGCGCGAGUGGGGUACGUGGCGGCGAUAUGCUUGGCGCUGACGGCGGCGAUAAACUAUGGGGAAUCGUUCGGCGCGCACGUGACGGCGGCGUUUGGAUUCUUGUUCGCGCUGUGGAUAUGGCUCGCGUGCGUCGUCGCGCAGUUGAGAAAACACGAAGACGCGGUGAGUCGAUUCAGCAUGCGCGCGAAAGUCGCGGGAUUGGCGUUCGCGGGAUUGGGCGUCGGCGGAUUCACCGCGCUCUCGGCGCUCGUGGGCAAGGACGAGAGCCGGACGGCGUAUUCGCUCAUAGGUUUUUGCGAGUGGCUCGCCGUGCUCGCCUUAGUGGCCGCGUGUUACACCAUGGCGUGGGAUUUAGACGCCAAGGGCGUGUCGAUCAGGGUGUGCUUCGACGAGGAGAGCCCGCCUCGUUCCGAGCAACCGGCGUAGACGUGUACGAUAAAGCGCGCGACAAACCUACCCCUGCUUUCUCGCCCCGCAC
Messenger RNA from Ostreococcus lucimarinus CCE9901, 787 nucleotides. RefSeq lists its product with no specific name. The coding region runs from base 7 to 735 and encodes 242 amino acids. NCBI's taxonomy places the organism in Eukaryota, Viridiplantae, Chlorophyta, Mamiellophyceae, Mamiellales, Bathycoccaceae. The transcript is spliced from 2 exons. The record is from RefSeq and is a predicted model, not a curated record.